This is a messenger RNA of Amphiprion ocellaris (clown anemonefish), 2955 nucleotides long. RefSeq names its product DnaJ (Hsp40) homolog, subfamily C, member 30b (gene dnajc30b). NCBI's taxonomy places the organism in Eukaryota, Metazoa, Chordata, Actinopteri, Pomacentridae. The coding region runs from base 36 to 1190 and encodes 384 amino acids. The transcript has a single exon. The record is from RefSeq and is a predicted model, not a curated record.
UUUUCCGGGUUGCUCACCGGCCUGUCCUCGCUAAAAUGGCGGAGGUCGGUCAGCGGCUGGGCGGCGGCGCUUACCGGCUGUCCGCUCUCAGAACCGGCCACAGUCGACCGAGGAGCCCCGGAGGAAGUCCCGGAAGUCUUCUGAUAAGCUGCGGCUCUGGUGGCAGCCGGGCUGAAGAGGAAUCAGUCCGAGAUCAAAGAGGAGUGUCAAAGAGCAAAACAACAAGACGAAGAUCACAGAAACUUUCCAGAGCGACGAAUUUUGAAAAUCAGCCUGGAAAUGUGACUUUGCUCUGUGCCACCUCUUUGGAGCUGAGUACACCAAGUUUAAUCUGGUUGGUUGAAAGCAGAGAGAACCGACCAGCCCAUAAAACAGCCUUGUUCCGAUCUGCAGGGCUCCUCCAGGAGAAGCUGCUGCCUGGUAGGAUGACACCCUGGACCAGAGGGGCUGUCUCCAUCCACCCUGAUGCCUUCAGGUCCCCUCAGCAGCUGCGAGCUUUCUGCACUGUCCUCUUCGUUCUGUCAGAGCAGGGAUCACUGUGGCCUGGAUGCGGGUGGAGACGUCUGAAACCUCACCCUGAUACCCUGAAAGCUUCAGCAUCAUCUAGAAGCUACAGCUGGAGCUCAGAAGAUGCUCCUCUGCUGCACAGAAGCAGGACGGCCUAUUACGACAUCCUCAGCGUGUCCCCCACCGCCACACAGUCCCAGAUCAAGACGGCCUACUACAAGCAGUCCUUCAUCUACCACCCUGACAAGAACCCGGGCAGCGAGGAGGCCACCCAGCGGUUCUCUGAGAUCAGCGAGGCGUACACGGUCCUGGGCAACAUCAGCCUGAGGAGGAAGUACGACCGGGGCAUCCUGAGCCAGUCUGACGUCCAACGUGCAGGGAGGCCGUCUUCUAGAGAGACCACAGGCAGAUCCACAGGUUCCCCACAUCAGCAGCAGCAGCAGAGAGCCAGGAGGUUCUCCCAACCCGGAGGGAAACCCAUAUUUGAUUUUGACGCCUUUUAUCGGGCUCACUACGGGGAGCAGCUGCAGAGAGAGAGGGACAUGAGGGCCCGCAAGCAGCGCAUGGAGGAGCAGCAGAAGGUGAACGUGAGCAGGUGGAGGGAGGGGAAGAUGAUGGAGCUGGCUUUGACAGUGGCGGUGGGCAUGGCAGGGCUGCUUCUCGCCAGUCUCGCCAGGCCCUGAAAUAGAAACAGCAGCCAGACGCGCCACCUCUCAUGUUGUGAUUCUCAGGGAGGGUGAGGGAGAGGGUGAGGGAGGGGUGAGGGAGGGGUGAGGGUGCUACCUCAGACUGUUUUGCAAGUGUUGCACAGUUUCUGACAGUUGAAGGUGAUUAUUUUUAGUGUUGCUUGUGUACACACACCAGCGGCUAGCUGUACAAGCAGCAGUCUGUCUUCUCAUUCAUAAAAUGCAUCCACUCACAUGCUGAAUGUAUUAGGUUCCUAAUUUUGAAAGUCUGUCUUAAAAUAAUCAUCAGGUACCCAUUUGAACACUAAAACAGUUAUUAUCUCUCCUCCUGUUUUUACUAGACAAAGAUCCGUUCUUGAUGUGUUUUCAAUGUAAGUGAUGGGGAAAAGAAUACACAGUCCUCCCCUUUCCUUCUUUUAUGCAUUGAACAGUUAACCUGAAGGUAAUAUAUGAGCCUUCAGCAGGUUAUUUUUAUAAGAUAUCCUCCCCACUAUGUGAUCCACAGUCCACUAUUUUUGGUAAUAUCUUUGUGCUGCAGCUCAACAUAGAACCACUAUCCAAGUAAACAAAAAGGCUGAAUCUGACCUGCAUUGAAAUCAUAUCAAGAUCUUUUAAAGUCCUUGUCCGGUCAUUGCUUUAACCCCCAAAAGCUCAUCUGUGUGUAUCAGAGUUACACAUGUAGACUUUUUCCCCCCUAUGAGACUGUCAUUGGCACACUGCAGUUUCAAAGUAGCAGAACUCAGCCGUGGCGUUGACUGUUUAUUUCACCUAUGACACCUUAUGGACAUGUUAACAAGGUAAAAACUUGAUUUAUGGCCAGUAAGAAUAGUACUAAUAGGUAUGCAAAGAAAAAGCAGCUCUAUGGCAUAUCUGGACAAGACAGAUUUGCAAAAUUGCGUAUUAAUCCUGUAAGAAAGCAACUGAAUUUUCCUAAUUUCUUCAUGUCAUUGGAAGUAUUUAUUCCUGUAAUACUUCAAGCACAGGGUUUUCCUGUCCCACAAUACAGUAAAGCCACUGAUUCUGCUUUACCUUAUCUGGAAAAAAUCAGUGCCUUUCUUGUUAGUUUUGAUCAUUUGAUAACAAAAAUGUCUGUUAUACUUGAAUAAAUUAAACACCUAUUGACAAUAUUGAUUAGAAUUUUGUUUCACCCUCAAUUCUUCUGAUUUUGCUGCUGGCGGUUUUUCUUCAACACUGGCUGAAACCUCUUUGGCAGGUGCUAAAAAUUCCUGUAUACAGGACGAAUCGUGAAGCAUGUAGGCCUUUACAGGAUCUCUGAAGCAGCCAGUUUAUGGGUGAUGAGAAGAUAUUUCAUACUGAAUGGCUUUCUCACGUUUCAUUUGAUUCAUCUGUGCUGGUUUGCUGUUUCUACCAGCCAUCACAACAGUUGUUCAGUCAGUUGUGAUGCUCUGUGAACCUUAAUUUACUUCUGUUUCUAAAGCCAAUCAACUUUUGGCAACUUAAAUGGAUCUCUCUUCAUCCAAAUACUGCAGAGAGAUGGAAAAAUUCAACUUUUAAUGCUGAUCAAAGCACAAUUCAUCCACCUUACGCUAUACACUGACUCUGUAAUGUACAAAACUGACUAUAAUAUAAAUUAAUUUAUACACAUUUUGACAUCAUCCUCCAGAUGUUAAGUGUAUAUAUGUGUAUGUACUGUACAUACAGGAUGCUGCAUUGUGAUUGAUAUGUUAUUGGAAAUUUAAAAAUAUUUAUUUUGUGUAAAGGAGACUGUAUUUAAGAAACUACAAUAAAACUGUUUGAUUAA